CUGGAUUUUAAGGUGAAUCAUGUGACAGUUCUAGGAAAUAAAUUCAAGCGCAAAAUAUUGUUUUUAUUUUAAGGAGGUUCGAGCGAAACUAAGUAUUUCAAAAAUUUCCCGGGCUAAUUAUUAAUGCGCACUCCCGAAAUUAGCGCAUGCGCGCUAAUUCUAACAAUGGCGUCGCGCGGCAAGUCAGCAAUUCGAGGUAACGGUCAUUAUAAUUUAAGACCUUGGUUGUAAUGUUGAUAUUUAAUUACAAGUAUUUAAUUAAAAAAUGUUGAUUUAAUUAGUUUUUAAUUGCCGAGUUAAUAAGUGAUUUAUUGUGUGAGUAAUUAUUUUAUAGCGAGUUUCGGGUUUAAAAAAAACGUUUAGCUGGUGAAAUGUUGAUUCCGUUGCAGACAUGAGUUUCGGCAGAAUGUCUACAAGUUUGUUCAAAAUAGGACAAAAGUAAAGUGAUCUGAUGGUUGAAAGCCACAAAAAAUAAUAACCGGCUUAGGGGGGCCUCCUUGCCCCGGUCUCCCCUACUUUUUUUUAACUUUUUCAGAACACGAUUUUUUCGUCGCCCGUCCGCCCACCAGCCAAACAUCGAUAUAAAUAAACAGACUCACACGCGCAGAAUCGUUUCAUCAGCUGACAGUAUUAUAAAUUUUCACCCGUUGCAUCUAAAAAUACAUAUUUACUGGUUACAACUUAUUUUAAAAUUUUCAUUAUUCACAAUAUUACAAUCAUAGAAAUAUAUUGAUAAAAUGGAUAAAAUAAGUUUAGAUUCUUCAGCUGAUAUAUUGAAGCCCCGUCUCAUAAUACAGGAUGAAUCGGAUUGCCCGUUAUUGACACCAAGUUCAUCAGUAACACAUGACGAAACACCAAGUAGUGAACAAUCUUCAUCAAUAUUUAUAAAUCAAUUAAUAAAUAAUAAUAAAGAUUUAUUGAACCAAUCUGAAGAGAUAAAUUCAGUGGCUGCUGCUCUGAGUAAUUUAAACUCUGAAAAUGGUAUAAAAGCCUUUAUGGACAGUGUUGUUAAUAGUAAUAAUAAUAAAAUAAAUGAUGAAUCAAGUUCGAGAGAUCCGAUGGUUGAAUCAUCUAGCGAUAGUAACUGUAGUGAACAAAAUAUUAAUAAAGAGCCAGUAUGUACGCAAUUGUUGACUCAAUUGAAUACUGCGUACCAACAUUUGGCGCCAGAUGCUCAGGCUAUUUUUUGCAGCCAAGAAAAUGGUGGAAAACCGCCACUGGUUGGUGGAAAUGCAAUACAAUUGGUCAUGCCUAAAACACCAAAAGAUUACGAAUUCACGAGGUGGAAUUGGGUUAGAAUUAGACAAGUUUGUUUUUGGGGAAUGAUCUGCUUGUUAACUAUUACUACUACUUUUGCGAUACGCGGAAUUGUUUUAAUGCCACGCAGAUGCGAUCCAUCAACUGAAUGGUGGCAAGGAAAACUUUUCUAUGAAAUUUUCCCGGCUUCUUUUCAAGAUUCUUCGAAAAUCGGUGACGGCAUCGGUGAUCUUCAGGGAAUAAAUACCCGGGUAAAUUAUUUGAAAAACCUUGGAGUUAAAGCCGUGCAUUUGAAUUCAAUAUUUCCCUCCGAACAUUACCCUGAGCACUACUCAAACAUCUUGAGUCUGACUUCCAUCGACGAGAACCUCGGCCGCAUGUCCGAUUUUGAAAACCUCCUUAAAAAUCUUCAUCGCAACAACAUGAAAUUAAUUAUAGACCUUCCCGUUCACUAUUUUACUCAUUCAGCCAAGGAAAAAGUUCACAAAAGACACGCAAGCAUCGAAAAUGCAACGGAUUCAAAACCAAAAUUCGAGCGUUACAUUUCCAACAAUCUCAACAAUAAUAAUAAUCAAUUUAAUAUAAUUUACGAAAUAACAAAAGCGUUAAAAUUCUGGCGAGCCAAACAAGUAGAUGGUUUUUAUUUAAAAGACUUGGAGCACCAUAUCAAUAACAAUACAUAUAUAAUUGAUGCUUUGAAUUACUGGCGAAAUAUUAUCGAGUCCGAUAAAAUUCUCAUGUGCCACUGGAAAGUAUUGAAAGCUAUUAGCGAUAAUGAAGUUAAGACGACCUUGAUUAGAACAAUGAAUUUAAUAGACGUGACACUUAAUUUUGGCAAUGGAACCCAAGAAAUGAAGAAGCAAAUUGAUGAAGUUAUAAGCAGUCAAGUAUUUGGAAAAUUGAAUAAUGAGAAAAUUAAUAGCAGACCGUGGAUUCAUUGGUCUACUGGAGGAAUCGAGAGACGAUUGAUUAAUAAUUUGGGUGUUCAGAAUGCCAGUUUUGCUGCUACUGUGUUAUCUAUGAUGUUACCUGGUACUCCAAGUUUGUUUUACGGAGAUGAAAUCGGAAUGGGCGAUUGUGCAUGUGAAGAUCAUAAUGAUUUAGAACAUCUGCAUAGUUUACCACCAAUGCCUUGGCAAGUUGUUUUGAAUAACAAGUCGGAAGGAUUUUCAAUGAACGGAAUGAUUUUUCCAUGGCUACCGGCUUCUAAUGUAUUUUCAAAUGAAAAUGCUAUUAUGGAAGACUCGUUGGGAAAAAUGAUUCGCCUAAGGCAGUCUACUGCACCGAUUUUCAGUGAUACUGCGAAAAGACACGAGCUGUUUGGGGUUAAUUGUGAAGUCAAAUACGCUCGCGAUGAAUUAAUUAUUAUUGAGCGAUGGUAUACACGUCAAAAUACAUACAUUUAUCUAGGUAAUUUUGGUAACACAACGCACAAAAAAGAUUUUUCUUCAUUUUUUUACGAAGGACGGAUUUUAGUUGGACCCUUGAAAAAAAUAAAUCAAACUAUUCACUUUAAAGAAUUUACCAUUGCACCUGGUGAAGCUUUUGUCAUACAACUAGAGAAAUAAGUUAUACAACUACCUCGAUAAUUUUAUAGAUUAUUAUAUUUUUCUUUCUUCAAUAAAAUUAAAUAAUUUAUUUUCUA
Molecule: messenger RNA, 2902 nt
Organism: Microplitis demolitor
Lineage: Eukaryota; Metazoa; Arthropoda; Insecta; Hymenoptera; Braconidae
Product: neutral and basic amino acid transport protein rBAT
Exons: 10
Coding region: 738-2825 (695 amino acids)
Biological process (GO): carbohydrate metabolic process
Source: RefSeq, a predicted model, not a curated record